This is a messenger RNA of Owenia fusiformis, 3707 nucleotides long. The record is from the annotation of a GenBank genome assembly. Lineage: Eukaryota; Metazoa; Annelida; Polychaeta; Sabellida; Oweniidae.
CAUGUAGUAUGGUAGAAACAAAUAAAAUAAAAUAACAGCUUCUUAAUUGCCAUUCAAGUCGCAACUUGUUGUGUGGAUAAAAAUGCAUUUUAAAGAAAUGUAUGUAGUUGUUGGUUUGGCGUGGUUGGGUUUUAUUCUAGAAAUUGUAAGUGUGAAAGGACAAACUAACGAUUGUCCAAAAGGAUGCUAUUGUCGAAAGCGAGAUCUCGCCAUCUAUUGCAGACAAAGAAAAUUCAAAACAAUUCCAAUGGACCUUCCAUUUAACAUAACUGCUCUUUAUUUCGGAAGUAAUAUGAUAUCUGAAAUACACAGGGGAUAUUUUGAACCGUAUCCUAUGCUAAAAGUCAUCGAGCUGUCUAACAACGAAAUCGAACUCGCAGACCAAAAUGCUUUUCAUGGACUUACAGAACUCGAGGAAAUCAAUUUGAAAGGAAACAAAAUUGAAGAUUUAGAUCCAUAUAUGUUUAAUGGGCUUGUCCUAGAUUCUCUGGAUGUAUCCGAUAAUAUGCUAAGAUCUUUAGAUGAAAAUACAUUUUCAAAUGCAACGAUAAAGAAGCUUUCGAUUGAGGAGAAUAAGAAAUUGAAAACCAUUAGUGAUGAUGCAUUUGAAAAUUCAACUAUAAGGGAGAUCGUCAUCAAGAACUGCAAUCUUGACGGCGUUUCCGUGUCCUGUCUGAAAAGUAUAAAUGGCCUGACUCGGCUGGAAAUAUCGAAUAAUCGCAAGCAGUUGAAUCUCCCCAGUGGUUUGUUCAGCAAUAUGAGUCUCCAGGUUCUAAAACUGGACAAUAAUAAGCUCCAAACACUUAAUUUUCUUGGGAGUGUUGACGUAACUGAUCUUUCACUCAACGAAAACAAGGGAUUGGUCGUUGAUUUCUCUCCAUUUCCUAGCAUGAGCAAUACCGCUUAUCUCAGUAUGGAAAAUAUAGGAAUUUCAUUGAUCGGCGACAAUGCUUUUAAAAAUCUGGAGAACCUUGUAUCGUUAAAGAUGAUGCAUAACAACAUAAAGAAUCUCAACAGCAGCGCCUUCAAACAUUUCAAGAAAAUCUCCGAACUCCACUUUUGGUACAACAAGAUCAACUACAUAUCAAAUGAUUUCGGGAGGACACUUCCCACUCUUGAGUAUUUUGAACUAAAGAACAACAGCCUGAAAAGUAUCAAUGGUGGUAUGUUCCGAGGUAUGAACAAACUAAUCAUUCUCAACCUACAAAGCAACAAACUACAGACGAUGCCCCUUGAUAUGGAAAAGAUCCUGCAGAAUAUAUCCAAACUAUCGGACUUCUCUGGAAACCCAUUUCACUGUAACUGCGAUCUUAUAUGGUUUUGGAAAUGGGCAAAAGAAAACACAAUGACUGGAAACCAAGCAUUCUGUGCGAGUCCCUUUCAGAAAACUUUCAUUUGGGCGCAAAGGCGAGAUUUCACUUGCACUAAACCCAAUCUCUGUGUCCCAAAGAAUAACACCCUUUUAGAAGGCUCCAGUUUCGUCAUCAUGUGUACGUCACGUGGUGACCCGGCCCCUUUUGUGUCCAUUAACACACCCUCUGGCCAACUGUAUACCAUGAGUCCAUCUGAAAGGAUUAGUAAUACUGUGACUGCAGUUGAGAUCACGAUACCUCGAGUCAACAGUACUCACGCCGGCUCUUACACCUGUAUCGCGACAAGUAUCAAAGGUAGCAUUAGUAAUGUAUUUACUCUUAAAGUUGAUAACCAAAGAAGCCCGAUCAUACAUUCUUCUGCACCAGAUAAGUUGGUUUGCACUAAUCUUGGAUAUGACAUACCAACGACCACCAAAAAAACGAACGUAAUUACACCUCGUCCAAGACGCCCUCCCAACCGCCUCAAAGUAUCUACACCUAGGAAUCCACCAAAAGUGAAAUGGAUUACAACUUCUACAACUACCACCACCACCCCUACCCAAAUCAGUACCACUACCCCACCAGCACCAACUGUUCGUGGUGAAGAAACAAACUACGUCGAGUCUGCCGAAGUUGUUACGUCAAUCCCGAACGUAGAAAAUGCCAUCACGGCCACUAACAGUACUACAAGGAAAGUUGAGUUUACAGAAUAUGUUGUCGGCAUGGUGGUUGCUGUGGUUGUAACCUUAGUGAUAACAUCUAUAAUAUUCUCCGUGGUUAUUUUGGUGUUAUGUAGGAACAGAAUUGUUAAAGUACAAAAAGAACAAAUAGAAAUGACCUCAAACAUUAUACCAGAAAGAGAGUCAAGUAUUGAUUUUUAUGAGCCGCAGCAAGCGUACAACGGUGUGUCUCAUGUGACACAUUACCAUCAGUAACAAAUGAAUAUUAUGUGUUAAAAACACGGGAUGUAUGUUAUGUACUUCUUCACAUCACAUAGAUGCAACGAAAUGAAAUGCUGUGUGUGAACUUACUACAACAAAAUAUAAAUCUAGUAAUAUUGAGAAAGAUUUGAAAAACUUUACAUGUUGCUUAAUUUUGCAGCUAUGUGAUUGUUAAAUCUUUGUAAUUACUUACAGGAAGCAUUCAUGAUGUGCAGACUACACUGUGGAAUAGCAAUAUAUUGAUUGAUGUACAUUAUAUUUUAUUGCAAUUCGUAUUCACUGGAUUACUACUUGGCUCAAAAUUAACGUAGGUCACUCGAGGCAUUAAAAUAAUCAUAACUCAUAGCCAUUUCAGAUUUGAACGUCAAGUUAAGGACAGAACCAUUUAAAAACAAUUUAUAGUUUUUGAGACAAGUUUAAUUAGUCCCUUAGUCACACGUUCUUAUUUUUAUAAACCUAUCGCAUAACGCCGAACUUUGUAAUCCUACAAUGAAGCAAGAGUAUUGUUUCAAAAUGUUUUGAAAUGUUGAAUUCACCGUGAUUGAAGGGAUGCACAUAUCGGAUGAAAUUAAUCUCUAAAAAGCAAGGUUCAAGAUUAGAGCCGUGGACACACCAGCGAUGACGAUGUGCUUGUAAAAUUAGUGGUAUAAAUUGAUACCAUCAAAUGAUCGGUGAUACGAUUUUAAGAGUUAUAAUGUGUUCAGGAAAAUACAGAAUGAUAUAAAACAUACGUCUUAUUGCGUACUCUGAGAAAUCAUGAUAUGAAAAUAAAGACCUGGUUAGAUUAUGAGUAUAAUAGGCAAAUCAUAAGGCAGUCAUUUUAGCAAACCAUUAUAAAAUCGUGUCACAAACAAUAACGCUUCAAGAUCUUUAUUUUACAAGGAUGCAUACUGGUAUACAAACUGUUUAUGGUUUCUGAAUGUGUUUUGGCAUGCUGCAUGUUUUCCUCUGUUCUCCACGUGCACGUCUUCUAUAAUGUAAUAAAUAAUUUUAUCUAACACUAAUAUGUUGUUAUGACACCACCAAAAAGUGGUGACAUAUUGUUAUGGUCUCCGUUUUUUUGACGCCGGAUGGUGGUUGGCGAUCGGCGUAUGUAACAAAUUCUUACAACUUCCAAUAACUUAACAAAUACUGUUUAGACUGACUUCAAUUUUUUUCAAAAUCAUCUACAUGUUUUCAGAAGUUCAGAUCUGACUUCAUAUAUAAGAUUUGACCUUCAAUGACCUUUUGAAGGUCAAAAAAGGUAAAAAGGUAUUUUUUCAACUUGCUUCAAAUUGACCAUUUCUUUUUUCAAAAUCAUCUACAAGUUAUCACAAGUUCAAAUCUGACUUUAGAUUUGACCUUCAAUGACCUUCUCAAGGUCAAAAAAGGUCAAAAAGAUAUUUUUCAACUUGCUUCAAAUUGACCAUUUUUU